ACUAAGAGAGAGAAGGCCGGACACACCCACGUAGGAGCGCGGAGAGUGCGGGACAAGAAGCCACUCAGAACAAGAACAAGCGACGAGUAGAAUCCAGGAUAGCUCACACGGACAUCAACGAAAACAACCUUGUGUGGCCUUAGAGAGGAAAUGAAAGGAAAGUCGGUGCUGAAUUGAGUCUUCGCCCUUCCAGUCACUAUGACGGACGGCAUCGUGCACACGUCAUGGUGCUGCUGCUACAUGGGCUCCCUCGCCAGGCAGGUGUGCAGCGUGGUGGUGGUGGCGAGUACCAUGCUGCACAUUGGGCUGAUGCUGGGCUGGCCUGCCACACUCCCCUCGCUACAGACUGACAACUCCACACAGUUCAACGUCACGGAGAACGACGUGAAAUGGCUGGUUUCCUCCAUCGGGAUCACAGGACUGAUCUCCAACCUACCCAUUGGCGCGCUCAUCGACUUCUUCGGCUACAGACACCUCAUGACUUUCACACUGCUCCCCAUCGCUGCCACGUGGCUAAUGCAGGGCCUCUCUCCCUCCCUGACCAUGCUGUACGUGGGGCGGAUCUUGGGCAGCCUGGGAUUCAUGAUUUUCUCCACUUUAGUCAACCCGCUGAUGGCAGAACUUCUGGAGCCAAAGUACCGAGGCUUCUUGGGGUGUCUAAGUGAAAUCGUGGUGUCUAUUGGGAUGCUCCUGGCUUACCUGAUGGCUGAGCUUUUCACGUGGAGGCUGGUUACUAUUCUCUCUGCUGUGCCAUUCAUCCCAAUCUUCUUCCUCUCCCUUGGUGUUCCUGAGUCCCCGUAUUGGCUUGUGCGUGCGGGGCGUAUGAAGGAGGCGGAGGAAGCGCUCAUCACCGUGCGUGGACCUCUGCGGCGGCUGUCAGCGCAGGAGGAACUGUUGCAGAUCCAGAAGAGCAUAAAGGAGCAGCCACAGGCACGCCUCUCACAGCAGGUCUGGCACAUUUCUAAGCCGCAAAACUUCCGGCCAUUGCUGCUCAUGACGGCCAUCAUAGUCCUGCGGGAGCUCGGGGGUCAGUUCGCCAUCUUCUCCUACGCCGUGUAUUUCUUCCGCAACGCUGGCGUGCAGAUGAAGGCCUCCACGUGCACGGUGCUGCUGGGCGUGGCACGGCUCUUCUCCACCGUCGCCUGCUCCUCACUACUUGAUCGCGUCGGCCGCCGCUUCAUCCUGACGGUGGGGAGCUCCUGCUGUGCUGUCUCCACCGCCAUCGGGAGCAUCUUCCUCUUGUGGGACAUCCCGGGGUCGUCGUGGGUGCCUGUCAUGGCUGUCAUCUGCUUCGUGCUGGGCUAUGGGUUCGGCGUGGGUCCUAUUCCCUGGGUGCUGCUGGGUGAGCUGCUGCCCACGCCCAUCAGGGUAGUGGGGGCGUGCAUCUGUACGUGCUUGUACGCUACCAUGGAAGUGAUCGUGGGCCUCUGCUUCCCUCAGAUGAUGGACGAGGUGGGGUUAGGGGGAAGUCUGCUCAUCUUCGCCGCCUUCAACUUGCUGCUGAUGGUGGUAGUGCGUCGCUUCCUGCCAGAGACCGCCAACAGCAGCCUGCAUCUCCUGGAGUACGUGUUUAAGAAGAACUAUUCCACAGACGAGGAUAGAAUGUCGCCCCAUGAGCCUCUUCUUCACUAACGUCUCGAGGAUUACACGACCUAAUGAACAGGACAGUGACGCGUACGGUUUGAUACACAAAAGGAAAUGUUUACGAAAGACUUCUAUUGUCACCAUCACGGUUAUGUGGUCACUUCAUCUCUCUCUCUCUCUUGUGAUGACUCUGGGUGCAGCACAAAUAGACUUUUCAGGAUCAAGUAAAGAGUCACACGAACUGAGCGAAUCACGGGACGCUGAGAAAAUACACUAAUCUGGUAUUCAGUAAUCGCCUUUCUGUCGUUUUUGUGGAACUAGAUUAUAUAUGUAUGUAUGUAUGCAUAAAUGUAUGUAUGUAAGAAUGACAGAUAGUAUUCAUGUUUUUCAAUGUGUGCACCAAAGAUAAUGUGGAGGUGAAUGGAUGAAUAAACAAGUGUAUAAGUAGAUGAAUAAAUGAAAGAUUGAACGAAAAAAUGAAUGAAAGCCGGAAUGAAUGAAUGAAUAAAUGAAGAAA
This is a messenger RNA of Portunus trituberculatus (swimming crab), 2101 nucleotides long. RefSeq names its product facilitated trehalose transporter Tret1-like. The record is from RefSeq and is a predicted model, not a curated record. Gene Ontology annotation, molecular function: transmembrane transporter activity. The coding region runs from base 199 to 1632 and encodes 477 amino acids. Gene Ontology annotation, biological process: transmembrane transport. The transcript has 6 exons. Lineage: Eukaryota; Metazoa; Arthropoda; Malacostraca; Decapoda; Portunidae. Gene Ontology annotation, cellular component: membrane.